AUGUCUAACAUCUCUGUCAGCUCAGCUUUUAUGGAGAGCCGUGUUUUCACUUCAGCAGUUUCUCUCGAGAAACCUGCGCGUUCAAGAAAAUCACGAAAACCUUUAACCAGUCCUCCAAUCCAUGUGUCGUCUUUAGUGCCAGUAUCCUCGCGGCCAAUGACUGAUUUCUCCAUCAGCAAAAUCCUGAGUCUGGAAAGCAACGAAACAGAACAGAAGACAACAUCUACAGGUAGGUUCAUUUUGUUUUCAUAAGUUAAUAAAACACGCGACAGAACAAUUGAACAAUCUUGGACAGCACCCCUAAGAAAAAUUUCCACAAAGAUUGAUAAAUAUCAACGUAGUUUGAAUUUAGCUGCAUAGGUAGCACGGCAAAGCUCGUUCCAAAAAUCUUGCGAUAAUCCUUUUUUCUCUUCAACAUUUAUUAAUUUCUGAAGGAUUUAUGUUUUUGCAAGGUGGUUAUGAAGUAUUGAGGUGAGGAAUGGUGCACUCACCUGUCGUUCAUUUGGUGAGAAAAACGCUUUCAGCUUAGGAUAUUCAAUAACGAAGCUCUUCAUGAUGAAGGGGGAGAGUCGUCCCUACAGAAUCGAAAUUCGAAAGAUCUCUUGAUCUUACUGAGUGACUGAUAAAAUGUCCUCACAUUUACAGGGGUUAUUUAAAAAAUUGCGAGCUCAUCAAAUUGAACGUUUCCAUUCUUUCAACAGCUUUGACUGUAUACAACCGCAACUCCAGUCAAUCGUUGAGACCUGAACGUAACUGUGGCAACAGUAGCCCACAAUCAUCUUCUUCCGAUUAUGCCAACUCCACCAGCGAUUGUGACAGCGAACCCGAUCGAUUCCCGACGUAUUCCGAAAAGAGGGCGAAAAAGAAACGGCAGCGUACGACUUUCUCGAUGUUUGAAGUAUGGGAACUGGAACGAGCUUACAUGAAGCGGCCAUAUUUGAUGCCGGAGGAUGAAGAAGACCUGGAAAAGAGGCUUGGGAUCACAGCCAGGAGUCUGAGGGUGAGUUACAAGAAGAAAUUUUAAUUUACACCGAUUUAUAGAGAUGCGCACACUCAGAUUGGUCCAGGAUUGCGUCAUAUCUCGCUAUGAUCGCGCAAAUAAUUUCAAUUACAACAGAGGCGCUAAAUUUCAAAAUGGCUGCCUUGCGUUUUAUCGGUGUUAACGAAGAAGUGAUGAACGUGAAAAAGAACACUGAAUUCCGAAGAGCGCAAAAGCUGCUAUUAUGUUUGGAGUGACACUUUUUUAACAGAAGGAUAAGAAGUUUUUGUUGAUUUAAUUGAAUGAACCCAUCAGAUUCUAAUGGAAGCUGGCUCUAUACCUCGAUACGAGUAAUCAAAACAAUUAAAACAGAAUUUUUUAACAUCGAAACGAAUAUUUACAACAGAAUUCGAAAGCACCUUGGUAAUUGUACUAAAACAAUUAUUCCUCGAAGGCUCAGUGAAUAUUGUUGAAUAUGUUGUGGAUUAUUCGAAAAAUAUUCACCUCGCCUUCAGCGAAUAAUUUGUUAAAUUAUUUUAAAGCCUGGUAAUUAACCUUUCCUUUUUCCUUUUUCGUUUCAGUAUUGGUUUCAAAACCGACGAGCCAAGUCACGAAGAGACGGGAAAAUGAUAGCGUCAGACUUUCAGAAAAACCCGUCAAACCAGUUUGAAAAGCCACCACAGACCUUGACCCAGUCCCCUUUAAAUUGCUGGAGGCAGGCUGACCGUCUUUCUUAUCCAGGGACGGGAAACUUCAUAGGGAAACUGAAUGCAUACAGCCGACCAAUCAGAACUGGCAAUGGACAGCCGUCAGUCAGGACAGACCAUUUAUCUAAGCGUUCGUCGUUUUUCGUGCCCAUGUUCCACCCAGACCAGUUCCGAAGAAGACAGGUCGCACUAAUUAGACCAGCGGACAGCCGUGGUUCCAAAAGAUACCAGCCGUAUUGA
Pocillopora meandrina is the source of this 1926-nucleotide messenger RNA. NCBI's taxonomy places the organism in Eukaryota, Metazoa, Cnidaria, Anthozoa, Scleractinia, Pocilloporidae. The record is from the annotation of a GenBank genome assembly.